Benincasa hispida (wax gourd) is the source of this 944-nucleotide messenger RNA. It is a transcript of the gene CYCP2;1, whose product is annotated as cyclin p2;1. The record is from RefSeq and is a predicted model, not a curated record. Gene Ontology annotation, biological process: regulation of cyclin-dependent protein serine/threonine kinase activity. Lineage: Eukaryota; Viridiplantae; Streptophyta; Magnoliopsida; Cucurbitales; Cucurbitaceae. Gene Ontology annotation, molecular function: protein kinase binding.
UCAACAAACGGCUGAUGUCCAAAGAAAACCCAUCUCAUUUUAUCUACGAUUUCAAAGCCAUUAAGCAUAGUUCUCAUUUGCAAUCUCAACCACCGCAGCCAUUUAUCAAACAAUGCUAACCGGCAGCGACUUUGCAGCUCCGGGUCGAGCGGAGGGUGAUAACGCGGCCGAGCCAACACCAAGAGUGCUCAUCAUAUUAGCCUUCGUUCUGGACCGGCUGGUGGCUCGUAACGACCGUCUCCUAAACGGGGUGAGCCAGAGUCGGCAGCUUGAAGAAUCAGGCUGCUGCAGUCCUUCCUCUAACCAUUUAGGAAAUAGCUUCAAUGCAUUCCAUGGAGUCCGAGCUCCCACCAUCUCUAUAUUGAAGUACUUAGAGAGAAUCUACAAAUACACCAAUUGUAGUCCUUCUUGUCUCGUGGUUGGAUUCGUUUAUAUCGAUAGAUUGAUCCAUCGACACCCUGACUCGCUCAUCAUCUCUUUGAAUGUUCACCGUCUUCUCGUGACGAGUAUCAUGGUUGCCUCUAAGAUGCUUGACGACGUGCAUUACAAUAACGCGUUUUAUGCUCGAGUGGGAGGUGUGAGCAAAGUAGAGUUGAAUAAGCUGGAAUUGGAGAUGCUUUUUUUGUUGGAUUUUGGAGUGACCGUUAGUUCAAGGGUUUUUGAAACUUAUUGUUGGCAUUUGGAGAAGGAGAUGUUAUUGAAUGGUAAUGGGGAGAUGCAAAGAAUGGAAAGACCGUUGAUGCCUACUAAUAGUCUGGACGACGUGUCGGAAAUUUCAGUGGACGACACUCUUGCUUCUUCUUCGCCUCCCUAAUUACCAUCCAAAUUAGUAAUUAUAUUCAUUGUUUUUCUUCUCUUCUUCUCCGGUGCCGGAUUAAAUGCUUGUUCCGGUUCUUCAACAAUUUAACCACGGGUUUAAUUGAUUUUUGGAAAAUCAUUACAAA